UAGGAAAGAUGUAAAGAGAAGCCGGAAGCACCUGCAAGGUGAUGGGAGUGGGAGUGGGAAUGAUGAUGAUUUCUUUAAUAAUGGCGCAGGCUCAUUGCGGAGGAUAGGCGUGUAGAGCCAAAGAAGCUUCGCCUUAAGAAUUGGGCAGAUGCCUCAAUUAUGAUGAUAACGAUGAUGAUGUGCUUCGGAACAUCGCUCUUACCCACUAUGGGGGAUGGGCCAAUAAUCGGGUGAUUUACGUACAGUUAAUGAAUUCAGUAAAUGAGAUUGAAAAUGUAAAACUGUGAAUAAAGCAUUCGUUUUUAAACAUGACUACAUGUGUAAUUAUGUGUGUUCAUGCAUUUAUAUUUUCAUGCUUUUUGUACAUGCAUGCAUAUGUAAGCCCUACCCCUCAUGUAGUACCCCAGCAGUCAGGGGUCUUGAAGGAAAACAAAGAAGAAGAAGAAGGAGUGCAUAAUUGAGAAGCGACACCAGAUAAAUGAAUUAUAUUUUGAAAGAAAUAAAAAAAUGAAGUUUCAUCGAGCAAUUUUGAAUGGAAGGGAUUUAGACAACUUGCCAUAGGAACGGUAAGGAAAGUAACAAUUGGAAUUUCGCACUGGCCUUCGUCGUCUUCGUUCGGCCGCACGUUGUUGUGCAUGGCCUCGGCGCGCGCAGUGACAGUGGCGCAAGUGAGGGGGCGGCCGCCGGCAUCGCGAGCGCCACUUCGGAACCCCUGCGAGCCUCGCUGAGCCCGCCGCGCAUGUAGCCCACGGGGGAACCCCCAGUCACCAAGGCGCUUCCCGCGCGGAGCCACUCGGACCUGCAGCGAAAACACGAGACCCCGCCGCCGCCAUGUCCACGCUGACCACGGAGCGGCGCACCACAACCACCAGCACCGUCGCGACGACGUCGACCAGGCCGCGCCCUCGGACAUGGCUCGACAUGAUCGAGGAAAGCCCGAACCGGCGCAAGAUCGAGGUCGGACUGAUCAGCAGCAUCUGCCUGGUUCUCCUCAUCGUCUUGUCCCUCACGCUCUUCGUGGUGCUCACGCUGCAGACAAACCCCGUGAACAAAGCACCGGUGAACCUGCAGAACGCAGUGUUCUGCGAGAACGCUACGUGCUUCGAGCAAGCCCGUCGCGUCAUGGGCUACGUAGAGUGGAGCCGCGAGCCGUGUGACGACUUCUACACGUACGCCUGCAAGGGCUACCACGUGAGCGUGGCCAACUCGGCCUCCAAGUACCCCAUCACGCAGGGCGCGCAGGAGCAGCUCAGGGCCGCUGUCGAGGAGGUGCUCGCCAACUGGCACGCCAACAUGAAGCCCACGGACAACUUCUACCUGCGUUACGGAGUGAACCUGUUCCAGGAGUGCAUGCAGGGAGUGACGGACGCCAAGGAACAGUUGCAGAGCGUGUUCGCCGACAUGACGUACAACCACAAACCGUUCUUUCUGCCCAAGAGCUUCGACCUGGAGCCGCACACGCUGGCCUCGCGCGUGGGCCGCAACUUCUGGUUCUUCCCGCUCAUCACGGUGCGCAAGGACGUCGACCUCGAGAACCGCCAACGCAUGAUCGUCCACCUGGACGAGCCCGAACUGACGGCACCGCGCGCCCUCUUCGACGACGCCGAGUUCCAGCGAGAGUACCUGCAGGCGAUCCGUGACUUGGCCAUCACUCUGGGCUUCGACAAUGUGAACGAGACGGGGCGCAUCUUCAAGCUGGAGCAGAUGCUAUCCAAAGGCACCACCAGCUCUCGGGCACGGGCACCCUACUACAAGAAGGUCAAGCUCGGCUCGUUGUUCCUUGACAAGUGGAACAUCUACAUGUACCUGAGCAAUGUGCUUGGCGAGAACAUGUCUCCCGAGGACGAAGUGGCGCUGCGCUCCGAGAAGUACUUCUCGCGGUUCCUCAAGUCUCUCAAGACGACCGAAUGGGGCACGGUGAACAACUUCAUCGUGUUCCGGCUGGUGCAGUUCCUGAGCCCGCUGCUGAUGCCCAAGGAGUCCAAGAUACUGCAGUUCAUGUACAAAUACGGCCACGCCCUGCGGCCGCCUCCCUCCAAGCGAACCCGCUGCCUGGACAUCAUGGAACCUUACUUCAAGCCGCUCCUGCUCACCGCCGCCAAGGUCACCUUCAAGGACACCGAGACCAAACGGGCCGAGGCGAGCCGCGCCAUCGCCAACCUGAAGGAGUCGUUUAAGCGCAUGUCCAUCAAGUCCUUCUACCCUCACACGGAGCAGAGCACGCUCAACAACAAGCUCCGGCGCAUGCGCAUCUACUACUUCUACCCGUACGAGACCAAAGAGUACCAGUACAUGAAACAGUGGUACCGCUCCUGGAAAAAGCUGCAGUACAAGUACGGCCAGAUCGUCAAGAGUUUCCGGAAUGCGGGCUUCGAGUUCGCCAAGUCCCAAGCUCACAAGACUAUCCAGGACUUCGAGUGGAAGGGCUCCGUGUUCCAGCAGGACCCGUUCUACGACGCUGACAACAACGCCCUUUACAUUCCUGCAAGCUUGUUCGAACCACCGCUGUAUUACGGAGACUCAUUCUUGCCUUUCUCAAUCCCCAUGUACGGCUGGCGAAUCGGCGUGAAGAUGUUCCAGGCCAUCGACUACCGAGGUCGCACCAUCACGGACAGCGCGCAGUAUCGCAACUGGUGGGGCGAGACGCUGAUGGCACGCUACAACGAGGUGGAGAAGUGCUUCCGCAACGCGCACGGCUCGCUCAAGCUGGCCGACGAGUCCGAGCUGUACGACCACAUCGCCGACAGCGCGGUGGUCAUCGUGCUCUUCCGAGAGUACAAGCGCGUGGUCCAGUCGCGCGUCGGGCCCGACAAGGACAUACGGCUGCGGGACAUCAAGCAGUUCUCCGGCGACAACCUCUUCUUCCUCUCGCUGGCGCACGGCGUAUGCACGCGGAUUUUCAACGACGCGGCGCAGGUGCAGAAGAAAGGCGGGAAGCGCAUUGCACAGGAGAGGCUAAACAUGGCCCUGACGCACUGGCCCAUGUUCAAGAGUCUCUACGAAUGUCCUUCCAGCGCCCACAUGGUCCCCCAGCGAAGAUGCAUGUUCUGGUAGACGGCUGGCCAUGAGAGCCCCGCGGGUGUGCCACCUGCUACAAAUACAACCUGUUUCUUUUAUCCCACGGAGCACAGCAUUUCAUCGCUUGGGCG
Molecule: messenger RNA, 3149 nt
Organism: Dermacentor silvarum
Lineage: Eukaryota; Metazoa; Arthropoda; Arachnida; Ixodida; Ixodidae
Product: neprilysin-1
Exons: 16
Coding region: 832-3054 (740 amino acids)
Biological process (GO): protein processing
Cellular component (GO): plasma membrane
Molecular function (GO): metalloendopeptidase activity
Source: RefSeq, a predicted model, not a curated record